Porites lobata is the source of this 9777-nucleotide messenger RNA. NCBI's taxonomy places the organism in Eukaryota, Metazoa, Cnidaria, Anthozoa, Scleractinia, Poritidae. The record is from the annotation of a GenBank genome assembly.
AUGGCGAACCGCACUGUUUCGGACGCUAAAACGGUGAAAGGAACCAAUCCCCAAUAUCUUGUCGAAAAAAUCAUCCGUUCGCGUAUUUAUGAGAGUAAAUAUUGGAAGGAACAAUGCUUUGCCCUUUCAGGUAAGCCGUUUGAGUGUUUCAAAUUUGUUUUCUUUGUUUUGCCCAACAAUGUUGUGCUUUGUGCACAGUUCUGUAAACGUAACCGUUUGCAAGAUUUUUUCAGGCUGAGCAUUUUGAUAACCUCAAAAAACGUUUAGCAGAUGCUGUUUUCAUUUAAGAUGAAGAAAAAAACGAGACGAAAGCUUUCUUGACAACUUAAAAAUACCUUAACUAGAGCAAAUCUUAGAAACGUUUGUCAGUGUUAUGUAUCGGUCAAAUCGAAGCUCCAACAUUCCCCGGGCAUACCCCGGGCAUUAGACACCUUUGCCGUCCCGGGGAGGAGGGAAUUUGAUUAGCAGAGACUUCCAGGGGGUGGGAAAUUGGAUCCCCGUGUGUUAGGGGUGGGGAAUAUGAAUUGCACCCUCGAUUUCAUGUGAAAUCUUUGGCAUGUUGAGCUAUCAUGGGGGACGCGGUGUUAGAGGAUUUUCGUGGAAAAGGUUGUGCCUUUGUGGCCAAUUGGUUACGAGGCAAGGGCUUAAACUAGCUUUGUGCCGUAUUUGAAGGUAUUUAAGUUUUAAUAGUUUUAAUAUUGGAUUCAGGUUUUGAAUAUGAAUGUAUUAAGUUGUGUUUACAAUGAAAUACAUUACCUAUACCGGUGAUUCAAUACAACAAUUAAAAGCUCAACAGAGGUCAAUAGCGCUUUCUACUAAUGACGUCACAAAUUCCUGGUCCCUGCUGUGACUCAGACAUUAAACCUGACCAGUGUAAGAGUUUAGUAUGGGAAAGACUGUGUGAUUGCGAGAUGCGGUUCGCUAGUCCAAUCCACAAAAAUGACCCUUGCUCGCCAACGAGUCCUCAGUAGCUCAGAGGUUAGAGCAUCUGAUCUGGAACAUGAAGGGUUGUGGGUUCGAAUCCCAUCUGGGGUUCAGAUUUUUUCUGUGUCCUCUUAUGGUUGAUUCUUUACAUCUCCCUUUAUUUCCUUUAUAAAGUCACGUUCGGCAACAAAUUUUUCUCGUCUUUGAGGAUGUUUAUCGUCAAAGGAAACAAAAUCUAGCCUGAAUUUCAUCCAAUUACUUCGAGUCGUUAUUACUCCCUCAGUAACGUCUGAAUCGACCAGCCAUUAAUGCCAUCCAGUGACGUCACUACUCCUUGACCUUUGCUUUAAUUCAUGCAAAAAGUAAAACACGAUUUUCAAGUGGCAAACCGAGAAAUAUCGUUUGGAAAUGUCUGCAUGAUACAGAAUCGCUUUAUUUUUUUCGAUCGUAAUUCAUGUCUAACAUUCAAACUAUCGACUGCAUGCAGUACAACUCUGAACCGGUUGUACUGAAAUCUAUAAUCAAACUCGAUUGCGAUCACGCAAUGAAAUAAACACACACAUGAAACACUUAGUUCAAAAACACAAGAUUUGCUUUAAUUGAAAAGAAGCUAUUUGGUCCUUAACGAAUAAAAAAAAAACAAGGAAACCAGAAAGAAAAGCUAACAGAAUCAUUACACUUGAUGGUGAAAAUAACAAGAAGGUCGAACUAUAACUGUACAUUGAUCUCAGAAAACUUCGUGUAAACAAAAUCACUGGCCGCCAAAACCACAAAGCGGCUCUAAAUGAAAAACCUACUGACUGUCCGCAAUGAUUCUUCAUUCACAGAAAUUACAUACAGUGUGCACAUUGUGUAGGUCACAUUUGAUUUCAAGUAAAUUUUGAUUUAACCUGGGUUGAUUAUCUAUGACUGCCUUUGUCUCCUAGUCCCAAAGAACAAAAGAAAUCGAAAAUCAACCAACAGUGUAGGUUAAAAAAACUUUAGCAUGAAAUCCAAAUUAAUUUGACCUGUAACAUCUGUAGAAAUGUAUAUUAAAAUUAUUACUCAGCAUUACAUGUACAUGUAUGUCAAGAUUAAACAUUCUGAAAAGCAUUUGCAUCCUGAAGUUUAGCCUGAGAAAACAGCUGACAUUUUUGCAAUGCCACCACUGGUCUCCCAAGAUGUCUGAGAAACGAGAACAGAAACUCGAUGCUGAUGAUGUGUCAUGACCAAGAUCUGGGUAGUGUUUCAGAGUGGUUAAAAUUUUGCUUCAACCAAUAAGAAGCACUACCCAGAUCUGUGUAGUGACACGUCAACAAUAUGGAAUAUCUGUAUAGAAUAUCUUGGUACUUUGCAAGGAAACCAGUGGUUUUUUUAGGAAAUGUUGGCUGUUUUCUCAGGCUACGUGAAGUUUGAACAUGUGGUUAUUCUGUCAUAUUUAAUUCUGGACACGGUGCCAAUAUUAUGUUGUUGUCUUUUGGGCUGUGUGCGAACACCUAAUCGAAUUAUUAGAAUGUGCAGGCAGUGUUUUCUACCAAAGCGGUUUGUGAAGCUGCUUGUAAGCAAGUUGGUCAAAAAUUACAAAAACUGAUUGUUUACAGAAAGAGUGUUGCAUACAUGUACAUUGUUUACCUAAGUUUUCCUUUUUCAUGCAUAGUGCUCUGUGGAAAUAUUACUACGUGCAAUGCUCUUCUUAACGGUGAUUUAAUUUAUCUCUGGACAUCCUGCAUGUGCAAUGUACAUGUACCAGUACAUAGUGUUAGGGUGCUGAGUUUUCUUUUCUUUUUUUUAACACUUAGCUGAGUUAUUGGUAGACAAAGCCAUGGAGAUAGAUCAUGUUGGAGGCACAUUUGGAGGAAACAUUAAGCCAACACCUUUCCUUUGCCUGGUGUUGAAAAUGUUACAAAUUCAGCCUGAAAAGGAAAUUGUUGUAGAGUUUAUCAAGAAUGAGGACUACAAGUAAGCCAGACAACAAUAUUAUUACUUGACUGUAUAUUCAUUGAGGUGUAGUGAAACACAUGUGGAUGGUGCAGUCUCUCCUUUCAUUCAUGUUUUAAAUACUGCCAUUAAAUUUUGAAACAUUGAUCAUUAAAAAGUUAACAUAAAUUAAAACUUCAAAAAAUUAAUGCUGUAUGAGGUGUCAAACUGAGCUAAAUUCUUCUCAUUGCUAGGAAACAGUAUUCUAAAAGUCAUUUCUUAUUUCUAAUGAUUGAAUUAAGCAAUAGAAAACGUUUUCUGUGUUUGCAUAGCCUGAUAUAAACACGAGAGGCAGGGUUUGAGCUAGAAUUUGAUCACUGGGGGACAAUUUGUCCCCUUGGCUAAAAUUUUGGGGGACGUUUUUAUUUUUAGGGGGACAGAAAUUUGUACACCCUUCUGCUGAUGCAAAGAGGUUUGUCUUCUUAGAUUUCUGACAAAAAUAGCUGAACAUCGCCUGAGACCUUUUCAUAACACAACCACGUGUGAUCUCGUGAUUUUUUUGGGUUUCCUUCAAUCCUCAUCCGUUUCUUCCUGAUUAAUACACUGUUCUUCUUCUGUAUCAUUUUUCUCUGAUUCACUCUGGCUUUGAUUUGGAACGAAACAGCUUUCUAAUGUUCGAACACGUUUUCGAUGUGACAUGUUAACGAUUGCCAGGCGCGUUCACCAUGCUUAGUUAGAAGCUGUUAGAGCAUGAAAUGUAUGUGUUCAGUAGAGCAUGACUGAAACGUGACUUUAGAAUGAUAAAAUAUGCUUUCCAUGUUCUGUUUUAGCUUGCAAUUUCUGUACUGAACUAAAUCUCUUUGUGUGUGCUUCCUUUCAAGUUUUUUUCCCUAAAUUUUGAAGGGGACAAAUUGUCCCCUUGGCCGCUUUUUUAAGGGACAAUUUCAAUUGCAGUGCGGGAUUGGCGCAAUGGCGCGGCCUGGCUCAAACUCUGGAGAGGGGUUGGGAGAAUUUGAAAAAGUUAUGUAAACCCGAGACGAAGUCAAGGGUUUGCAUAACUGUCGAGAAUUCUCCCAACGCCUCGUGUGUUUAUACCAGCCUAUGCAAACUCAGGAAAAAAGUUUUCUAUUUCUUUUAUAAAAUAACUUUCCCGAGAAAACGCAAAACUCUUUGUAUGGCUCUGAUUAAGAGAGAAAUUCUUACCAGUUGCAAAGUCUUGUCCUUGAAGUCUUGCCCGCGUAAUCAGUUGUUGUUUUGCAAAAAGAUGCUCUCCAAAAUAUGGAUUUUUCUCACUUAAAAUGUCAGCUUAAGCGAAGAAAAAUUGACACACCUUCUUUGUAACGAUUUUCCAAGUUUCAGCCGACGAAGGAAUGGGUAACUAAAGUAAAAUUGUGGAGUUUUGAACUCAAAAACAUUUUCAAAUUCGUGCUUGCCUGAUUAGCGUGCGAAAAGCAAAAUAUCUUGAUGCUACAACCAUGUUUACAUACUCCUCUCGCCAAUCAGAGUGCACGUACUUUUUCUUAGUUAUUUUAUGAAAUGUGAUAUAAUGUGAUAUAAAGUGUACUUAGUGGUGCCUUGAAUAUUCUUUGCUUAAGUUUGAUACUGUGUAACUCUUUAGAUAUGUGCGAGCUUUGGGAGCCAUGUACAUGAGACUGGUAGGGACAUCACUUGACUGUUAUAACUAUCUGGAGCCACUCUACAAUGACUACAGGAAAAUCAGAAGAAAGGACAAAAUGGGAAGUAAGUAACAGAAUGAUACUGUAUGUAUUGUAUAAACGUGUCAUAAACAGUUUUACCAUAUUUAUUCAAUUAACCGCCCUGGGCGGUAUUAAAUUUUUGGACCUUGAGAGUGGGCACUUAUGCAAGGUGGGCGCUUAUUCGAGGCUGGGUGCUUAUUAAAUUUUCACUAUUCUCAACAAGUGUAGUAGUUUAUUUUGCAACAAAACAGUAAAUGCUAAUAACAAAAAGCGAAAGUGUAACAAAAGCAAGGUUUCUGUAAAAUACUCUGAAGAAAACUCCAUCUUCGGGAGGGUCUCUUAUUAUCUCUUAUUUGAGUUUUUGUGGGAGGGAGUGGGGUGGGGUGUUCGCUUAUUUGAGGCUGGGCACUUAUUAACUUUUUCUGCCUUUAGGAUGGGUGCUUAUUCAAGGUGGGCGCUAAUUCGAGGUUGGGCGCUUAUUCGAAUAAAUAUGGUAUCAACAUUUCUAUUACAGUGGAGGUUACUACAUGUAUUACAACCUGAUUAUGUAAAUUAGUAGCAAAAUAAUAAAUUUACUGAAUAGUGUCACAGAAACAAAACUUGGUUAAUCUUUUGGAGUUACAUGUUACUACUACAGCGUAUGAGUUAUAUUGUACAGAUCAAAUUUGAUUUCAGGUUAAUUUUUUUUUCACCUACACCUGUACAGGGUUGUCACCAAGAUUUCAAGUUGCCGGGUAAAUACAACAAGUAGGCGGGGAAUCAAAUGGCCAGGGAUUUCUUUUGGUUCUAUUUUUCUUCUAUUUUCCGAUAAAAUUAGGCGGGGCUACUCUCUUAGUAGCCAGGGAAAAUCGCCCCGGCUUUAAUGACAACCCUGCCUGUAGCAGGGUGCAAAGAAAGUCAGUUUUACAGCUUGCCAUCCAAGUAAGCUGUAGCUAGCAUGUAAUAGCUGAAGUUGUUUCAACCAGCCUGCCAAAAAAAUUGGAGCAGUAUUGAUUACAAUUGAUUUGUUACAAUUCCAGUGGAAAUGUCACAAAAUAUUGGCUGUUUACUCAGGUUACAGAAUCCCUUUUGUUUUUCCUUUCACAUCUUAAUUCAGAAAUCCCAGUGAGCUUUAAAUAACAGCAGUCCUAAUUAGCUCAAGAAAGCAAAACGCUAAAGGAUUAUGUUGGUAGAAGUAAAAUGGCGUCAUCAUGCCAAUUGCCUGUUGUUAUUUAAACUUUUGCAUUUUCAAUUUAAAAGAAAUGGAGCUAUCGCACAUGGAUGAGUUUAUUGAUGAGCUGCUCAGGGAAGAGAGAGCCUGUGAUGUGAUUUUGCCACGCAUUCAGGUAACGGUGUUUAGUUGUUCAGAUACUGGACGCACCCAUCCAUAGUAGAAAUGCACAUGCCUUAAGAUAAAGUCAUCAUCUGCGUUCAAAACGAUUCAUUGGGUGCUGUUUUAGCCACAUGUUUACAUUGUACAUUAUGUAAUGAGUUUCACAAUCAUGCACUUUAUCAUAGGGCACAAAUCUGCAUUUAAGUAGACCAUUGUGAAAAAAUGUUAAAUAUUCCAUUUUUAUGCAUUACGCACAUACAAGUUAAUUUUUCAAGUGGACAUGUAAGGAAUGGUCUUGCAGUAAACGAUUUGGACCAUAGUUCUAUAGGUGUAGAUUCAAGCAUUAAAGCCAUCAUGCUCUUUUGCUCAGACAAACAACACUUUGCUCCACUCGACCUCUCUCCACCCACAUUUAGGUUAAUACAGUGUAAAUAGUUACCGGAGAGGACAAGCAUUAAGUCCAGGGAGAGUGACAAUUCCAAUAGGUGCCUCUUGCUGCUUAAACCAGGGCAAUCCUUCCUAUUACACUGUACAUGUAUCUGUGCCUCACUGGUCCAAAGGGCACCUUUCCUUCACUUUGUUUGUAAAAACGUGUCACUGUGUAGUUAGUAUAGAAAGAGUGAGCAAUUACUAGCUGAUUCAGAACCAUUCAUGAAUUGUGUGGUGGUUGAGAAAAAACAUAAAUUGACCCUCAAUCUCUCAAACAAUGUUUGGUCAGAUUUAUAAAACAAAGCGGAUUUAGGAAGACGAGGGAAUAAAGACAUUUUUUACCCUCUGGUAUGACUGCAAACGUUAGCUGUUAUUGACAUUUGUGAACCUACACUGUAGCUUUUCAUUAUAAUUGGAGGUUUCCAACAAUACAUUUGUAUUUUCUUUGUUUAUGAAAGGCCUCUAUAAAAGGUUGAAAAUCUAAAAAAAAAUGGUCAUUCAUUUGAUAAAUACCUAAAAUCUGAACGUGAAAUAAUCCUUUAUUACGUUUAGCAGCCUGAACAAAAUUGUACAGUUUCAUAAGCAACUUAUCAGCUAUGUAUUUGCUUUUUCAGAAGCGGCAGGCAUUGGAAAACAAUAACCAGCUGGAACCAAGGGUAAGUAACGGUAAAAUACACCUAAUUGCAAUGAAAAAAGUGGAAAUUUUCCAAGAAAUAAAAGUACAUGAAGGAAUAAAAUCAGGAACAUCGGCACAUCAGGCAGACCACACUCUGUUUGUGCGGCGGUUGUUGUUUUAUAAAUCUGAGCAUCGAACUUUUGUACUGAAAGUUUUUACGUGAAUUGGUAAUCCCGAAUAAUAAUAAUAAAACAAAAGAUUGACGCAUUCUGGUUGUACAUUAGUAAUCAAAAGACGCAACCUAAGCAUGCGGUUAAGUGUAGUUGUAUAUAGAGGUAGGUGUACAUAUAUUUUGAUAGGUAGAUAACUCUGUUUUGUCUUACGUGCACAUAGCGAAGCCUUCUUGACGAUGAUUUAGAAGACAUGGAAUCCGAGUCAGAGGAAGAGGAGGAGAGACAGGUACAAUGGAUGUUCUUUCCAGACACAGUAUCCAGUGGCGAAUCCAGACUCCGGCCCAAAGGACCGCAAAACUUUUUUUGGACACCGCACCACCCUCCCCCCCCCCCCAACACCCGAAGGUCUAGAUGCGCCACUGGUAUCAUUACCCCAUGUUAGGUUUCAGUGCUAAAUUACCCGCAGGAAUGUUGUGCUUAUAGCAUAGAAUUUCUUGCAAUAAAGUAUUUAAGAAAGAUACACUGAAGGCCCCCUUUAAACAUCCCUUUCAACUCUUACAAGGGUGUGCCUUUAUUUACAACAUAAUUUUCGUCUUUAGUUUUUCGCGCCUUGGCGUUGCAGGGAGGCGAGGUCUGAGAGAGCUGUGCGACCAGGGAAGGCGCAGAAAAAACUAUCGUUUUAAAGUAUAAGAAAGGUUUACAUCGACUUGUGAAGUUACACGCAAAAAAGGGCUUAUUUAUGAACUCCAAGCAGCUUCAAACAGCUGAGGGUUUCACUUUUGCUAAGGGGUCAAAUUAAUGUACUCCCUCGCUUGAUUUUUACUCAGUACUCAUUAGUUAACCAGCCUUCUCCUUUUGCACUGUUCACAUCGUUUUUAGUCACUCACAGUGAUCUUUCCAUGUUUUAUAAAGUCCCCACGUCGGAGAAGCAGAAGUCGCAGUCCUUCACCAAAGCGUGGAUACCGUGAUCACGACAAAAGUCGAAGACGCAGCCGAUCUCCAGCACACCACAGGUACAGUGUACAUUUAUGACGAGGAGACUGUGAUAAGUCUAGAGUAACAGUAGUGUGGGCACGCUUUACGGUCAUUUCGCCCCCAAGUCAAUUCGCCCCGGUUACUUAUCCCCCUAUUUUAGAACAAGGAAUGUUUUAUUUGAAGCUUGCUUGUCAUAGUUUAUGGCUUUAAGAACGCGGAAUAUUACACUUGAAGGGCGCUUGGUUUGCUUUACGGCAUAUAGAAAGAGGAACAUUACAUUUGAAGCGCGCUAAAUGACUCGAAAAUAGGGAACUAAGUAACCGGGGCGAAAUGACGUAGCGGGGAAACGAGAGCGUGGGCCGAGAGUGACGCCAUUAACCCUUUAAGCCCUAAGAGUGAUCAGCAUCAAAUUUCUCCUUGUAAUAUCUAGUAAUAUGUGCUUUGUAAAACAGUGGUCAUGAAAAUUGCGGACAUGAUCAAACAAGAUGAAUUUCCUUGAUAUUUCAUCAACUUCUCCGCACUCCUUGUGUAGGAAGUGAAUAGGGGCAACAAAUGAGAAUUCAAAUUUUGAUCUUAGGGUUUAAAGGGUUAACCUUGAACUAAAGGAAGAUUCCUUGGUGUAGCAGUCUCAGACUGUACAGUACGUCGUCAGACAAAAGAUACGCAAAAUAGCGAGCUUUUAUGCUUGGUCAUUCUUAUCCAGACUGCAGGAAGUAAGCUAAGAAAGAGUUGAUACUAAUGACACAAAUGAUUCUUAGGCUUUCCCAUUAUACAUGUAGUCACUAACGAAUCGAGUGUUCGAAGAUUUACCUUAAAAGUUAUUUAUUCAUUCAUUGCUUGUUUGUUUAUUAUUUAUUUGUUAUUUUCCCGAUAGACGCAGUCGGUCCAGAUCACCCCGUCGUCGUCGACGAAGGUACGUUACAGAGUUAAAGGGGCAUGGAACCCAUUUGCUGAUUAGGGCAGCCUGCAGUGCAGGCCUUUUCUUCGGGUGCGAAUGUUUUUGCUCGCGAAAGCGCCAUGUUGAAACUCCAAAAGAGAGGAGGAAAUAACCAAAGAUGGCGGCUACAACAAUUACGAACAUAAACAAGCAGCUUUCGCCCCCAAAAGACGCCUGCGCUUCAGGCUAAAAUUAGAGCUUUUGUUAUACCUCUGCGGGGUUGACCAAUUUAAACAGGAAAGCAAAAACGGCACGAAUUCUCCCUGUAGUUGUAGUCUGCAGAUGCCGUCAAUGUGAAGAUGACCUAUUUGUUAUAUGGAAUUAGUAGGCAAAUUUGCAUAAAGGGGGGAGGGGGAGGGGGGCAGGGGCAGAAAGUAACGGAAGAUGACCUCUACCGCCAUACUUAUUGAUUAGUUGAGAAGGAAAUUCAGGAAAAUGAGAGAUCGCUCGGUUAAGAAGUAAUGGUAGUGACCUUUGUUAUCCGACAAUUGUCUUAUAAAUUGAUUAUUUGCGUCUUUUAUCAUUUUAGUGCUUCUCCCAAAAGGCGCGGACACAGAAGCCGAAGUCGUUCUCCGCAUCGUCGUCAUUCCAGAUCACGCUCUCGGUCGCGUUCGCCUCAUCGUCGGCGUCACCGUUCAAAGUCGAAGUCACGAUCAAGGUCUCCGGACAAGUCGUCAAAGAAAUCGAAGAAGUCGGACAAAUCCGACAAGAAACGAGAGAAGGAAAGCGAGAACAGUGGAAUGAGUAAAGAAGAGUUGGAGAUUAAGGAGGCAAAUGAACUCAGGGCUAAGCUUGGCCUCAAGCCCUUAAAACCUUGA